Molecule: messenger RNA, 2097 nt
Organism: Lodderomyces parapsilosis
Lineage: Eukaryota; Fungi; Ascomycota; Pichiomycetes; Serinales; Debaryomycetaceae
Gene: KRE6
Product: beta-glucan synthesis-associated protein
Exons: 1
Coding region: 1-2097 (698 amino acids)
Biological process (GO): fungal-type cell wall organization; (1->6)-beta-D-glucan biosynthetic process
Cellular component (GO): plasma membrane; endoplasmic reticulum membrane
Molecular function (GO): glucosidase activity
Source: RefSeq, a predicted model, not a curated record
AUGGCAGCCGAUAGAAACCUAACAUCCAACGGUCCUCCUAAUUUCAGCAUAAGCACUCCUGAUUAUGACAAUGUAUCACAAGAUGAGGUAAAUAGGAACCCAUUUGCUGAUGAUGAAGCAGACCUUUCAUCACAUUCUACUGGCUCACCAAAUCACGGAUACGACGGCUUUCAGCAUCCACAACUGCAAAGACUAGCAAAUGCCAAUGGACUAGAGUAUGGUAAUGCUUUCCUGUCGCAUGGAGGCUACUACACUAAUGGUGGUAGUUCCAAUCUACUUAUGAAUGAAUCUUCAUCAGAUGAAUCUAGAGCUUUUAACAGAGACUAUGAUCGAUUAAAUCCUUCAAGCCCUGCCGAGUUUGAUAGGUAUCCAUCAAUGGCAGGAUCAAGAGUUGUAUCAUCAGCUUCACUAGCAACACAAAUGUAUCAAGAAAAGGACAAGAGUGGUGCUACAAAUAAUUAUCACAUCUCCCAAUCGUCAUCAUCAAACUCAAUAAAUGAUUUAGACUCACAAGCUUCAAGCCCUUAUCCCAAUGAUUUUUCCCCUUUUGGUGGGUAUCCUGCCACAUCUUUCCCUUUGAGCAUUGAAGAUAAAGAACCAGACGAUUACUUGCAUAACCCGGACCCAGUUGUUGAUGCAGAAUACGAAAAGAAUCGAUUUCUUUACGAUCUAAAGCAUAUAGAUAAACGAUCACUUGGUGGAUUAUUAGGAUUGAUUGCAUUGGCAAUUAUUGCCCUUGUUGUGUUUGUUUUAUUGCCGGUAUUGACAUACUCAGGAGCAACACAACACUACCGUCCAGAGUCGUAUGAAAUUUUGACCCAUUAUGAGUAUCCAAUGUUGAGUGCUAUACGUCAAGACUUGGUUGAUCCAGAUACCCCAGGAGAAGCAUUAACAUUGGAAUCGAAAAGUGGUGACAAAUGGAAGUUGGUAUUUUCUGAUGAGUUUAAUGCUGAAGGAAGAACAUUUUACGACGACGAUGAUCAAUUCUUUGUUGCUCCUGAUAUUCAUUAUGACGCCACCAAAGAUCUUGAAUGGUACGAUCCUGAUGCUGUCACCACUGCUAAUGGUACAUUAGUCUUGCGAAUGGAUGCUUUUAAAAAUCACGACUUGUUUUAUCGUUCUGGAAUGGUUCAAUCAUGGAACAAAAUGUGUUUUACGCAGGGAAGAAUUGAAGUGUCGGCCAGAUUACCAAACUAUGGUACUGUUUCUGGUUUGUGGCCUGGUUUAUGGACAAUGGGUAACCUUGGUCGUCCAGGGUACUUGGGCUCUACUGAGGGGGUCUGGCCAUACUCUUAUGACUCGUGUGAUGCGGGAAUUACCCCAAACCAGUCUUCUCCUGAUGGUAUCUCAUACCUUCCUGGACAACGAUUGAACAAAUGCACAUGUCCUGGCGAGUCACACCCCAAUCGUGGAGUUGGAAGGGGAGCACCUGAAAUUGAUAUCAUUGAAGGUGAAAUCAUGACCACUACCGACCCAAACAAACAAAAUAACGGUGUAGCUUCACAAUCACUUCAAUUAGCACCAAUGGAUAUUUGGUACAUGCCAGACUACGAUUUUAUUGAAAUUUACAACAAGUCAGUAACCACAAUGAAUACUUAUGCUGGUGGGCCCUUCCAACAAGCAUUUUCUGCCACUACAACAUUAAAUAUCACUUGGUAUGAGCGUGGAGAAGGGUUGGAACACCAGUAUCAACGGUUCGGGUUUGAGUAUCUCAACGAUGAUAGUGAUGGUUACUUGAGAUGGUAUGUGGGAAGAGAUCCCACGCUUACAGUUUAUUCUACAGCAUUGCAUCCAAAUGGAAAUAUAGGUUGGAGACCCUUGUCCAAAGAACCCAUGUCAAUGAUUCUCAAUCUUGGUAUUUCAAAUAACUGGGCUUAUAUCGAUUGGAACUCAAUCCAUUUUCCGGUAUCGUUCCACAUUGAUUACGUUAGAAUAUACCAACCAGAAGAUCAAAUUAAUGUUGGUUGUGAUCCAGAAGAUUACCCCACUUAUGAUUAUAUUCAACAACAUUUGAAUCUUUACUCAAAUCCAAAUAUCACUUCAUUUGAAGAUGGUGGGUAUAGUUUCCCCAAAAACAGUUUGUUACACGAAUGUUAG